Molecule: messenger RNA, 1824 nt
Organism: Chelmon rostratus (copperband butterflyfish)
Lineage: Eukaryota; Metazoa; Chordata; Actinopteri; Chaetodontiformes; Chaetodontidae
Product: programmed cell death 1 ligand 1-like
Exons: 8
Coding region: 1160-1777 (205 amino acids)
Biological process (GO): positive regulation of T cell proliferation; cellular response to lipopolysaccharide; T cell costimulation
Cellular component (GO): external side of plasma membrane
Source: RefSeq, a predicted model, not a curated record
CUGGAAACUGACGCUUACUCGAGCCUGAAGACGACGCGCAGAGAAAACUUCAUCCUCAAACAAAGAUGAGUUGCUGCUGUGGACAAAGUCCUGGUUCGGUCCUUCACUGUGGGACAGGUGAGCCAGCAGGGUGAAGAUGACCCAGAGCAUCCUGCUACUCCUCAUCCUGACCUCCUGUGUCUGUGGAGCAACAUUUGUAGUGGACGUGGCACAGAGCUCCUAUCAGGCCGAGGAGAACCAGAACAUCACACUGGAAUGGAGGUUCACCACCAAACCUGACCGUCCCCCCGUCCCCCUUUACAUAUACUGUGAAAUGUUAACUGACCUAAAGGCCUCUGGUCUGUUUCACCUACAUGAAGGUGUCGAGGUCCCAGAGUCUCAGGAUGAACAGUUUGCAGGACGAGUCGAGUGUGACAGAGACGUCCUCGGAGAAGGACGGAUCAGACUUCAUUUGUCCAGACUCAGGACUGAUGACUCUGGCACGUACCUGUGUGAAGUGUUCACGAAUUAUGGUGGCAACAUUGGUGAAUGCAGACUCAACGUCACAGAAGCCAGUGAUCGCCACAAAGAUGAGAGACAAAAUCCAACCAACAAGGGAACAACCACCUGCUGCUCUAUAAUGACUUUGGUUAUAAUGGCACUGUGCUGGAUUUGCUUCUUCUAACCCUACUGGACAACUGUAGUCAAGCAUGAACAUGACUACAGCCAUGCUCUAGUUGCUGGUGCUGGUGCUCUAUUCUCCUCUGUGGGGCUGGACUUAUGGACGGCGGUGCUCUGCAAUUCAUCCUGAGAAAGCCGGGAGCUCUGUGACAAUCCGUUCAACAGUUGUCAAGACAUUUCACUCAAACUGUGAACUUCAACUUCAUGGCGGCGCGAGAGGACAAGUCACCACCACGUCCUCAGACUGUUCGUUUCAGCAGCGGUGGAUGAGAAACUCCCUGUGAUUCAACAACAAGGAAGGAGGUGGAGGCACUGACAGGGAUUCCCUGAAUAUCUCCAUGUCCUCCUAUUGAGGCGCCAUAUAUGAGCAAAUACGUCACGACAACGUCAGCGACCCUUAUAAGGCGUUUCCGCAGGCAACUCGUCAGAGUCGUUUCACUGCUGCAGAGGUUCUUUAUCAGGACAGAAGACCUGGAUCUGAAAGGACGUCCGCUGAAGGAUGGAAGGCUGGACGGCUUCGCUCCUCCUGCUGGUGGUAACUGUGACACACCCAUGUUGUGCAUCAGGGAUGUUUGAGCCUCAGGACUUGGCUCUGAACUACCAGGCAGAGGAGAACAGCAGCAUCACAGCUGAAUGGCGCUUCUCCUCCAAAGCCAACGUUUCCAUCCCCUCGCUGAAGAUCCACUGCGUGUUUGUGACACCUGACCUGAGGGUGUUUUACCAUCUGGACCACAGCGUCGAGGAGCCUCAGCACGAGCAGUUCGCAGGACGGGUGCGGUGCGACAAACACGCUCUGAGAACGGGACGCGUCAGACUUCGUCUGUCCGGAGUCCGGACCGAGGACUCGGGCCGGUACCUCUGCAGGAUGGUCACCCAAUCUGGGAAGAAGGUCAAAGAGUUCUCGCUCCGCGUCGCUGCUAAGCCGACUCAAGUUGCCGUUGAGAUGUCCAAACCUGCCAAACCAGAAGCAAAGCCAGCGAGCCGAGGAAGACCCGGCCUCUAUGCUGGACUGGGACUGGCGGCGGCAGCAGCUGGACUGGCCGCCUGUCGCUGGACUUCACACCGCCUGAAGGGAAAGAGGAGAACCCAGGAGCGGUGUGCAGUGCCUCCUAUAUGAGAUGUGGCGUCUGCUGCCCCCUGCUGCUGUGGAGAGAAAUCCACCAC